UUUGUAAAGAUGGAAGAAAGUUUUGUAAAUAUUUCUGGUACUCCUACUCAUGUAAUUACCUGGGGUCGAUGGAUCGAAGAUGCUAUAGAAGAUGUACCCGAGAUUGUGUUAUGUAUUCCAGGCAAUCCCGGCUUAGUAGGUUUUUACACUGAAUUCCUUAGCUCUUUAUACGAGAAACUGGGAAAGAAAAUACCUGUUUGGAUAAUUGGUCAUUCUGGACAUGAAGAGGUAGUAGAAAAUAGUAAAAUACAAGUUCCCUGCCUCAGGGGAAACGAAAAACUAUUUGACCUAGAUGGGCAAUUGCAACAUAAAAAAGAGUUUAUUCAGCGUUUUGUGCCAGCUAAUACAAAAAUUCAUCUUAUUGGUCACUCAAUUGGUGCGUGGAUGGUUAUACAGUUACUAGAGGAACAAACUAUUCGAGAUCGAGUUAAAAAAUGUUAUCUUCUAUUUCCAACGUUGGAGCGAAUGCUUGAUUCACCGAAUGGUUGGAAUUUUACCAAAAUUGGAGUUCCACUCUACACCACAGUUGGAUUCCUGAUUCCAUUAUUUAAUCGCUUGCCGAAGGCUUUACAAAUUUUUGGUAUACAAUUGUAUUUCUGGCUUUUGAACAUUCCAAAAACUGUUCUUAAUACCGCUUUAGAGUAUUCCAAAGCUCCGGUUAUGGAGAAAGUUAUAUUUUUAGCUAAGGAUGAGAUGGCUCGUGUUUGUAAUUUAGAUAGUAAACUUAUUGAAAAGCAUAUGCCUUUAUUAAAGCUAUAUUAUGGCACAACGGAUGGUUGGGUGCCAGUUAAAUAUUAUAAUCAAUUAUGUAGCCGAUUCCCUGAGAUUGAUGCUGAAUUAGAUAAACAAUGUAUAGACCAUGCAUUUGUUUUGAGAUAUUCUGGUAGUAUGUCCCACAUUGUAAGCAAAAUGAUUGAAAAUCAUUCCGAUUUACUAAAUUAAGUUAAUUGUACGUAAAAGCAUUAGCCAAUUUUUUAUUGCCGUUAAUUUAAUCAAAAAUGGUGUUAUUUGCAUGAUUGUUUUACAACUUUUUUUUUAAUACCUAUGUAUGCACCUACGUUCAACUAAACACCGCAAUUCAAAAUGAUAUUGUUUGCAACUUAUGUUAUUUAUCUUUAAUAAUUUUCAAUUAAAAUAUAAUACCAAUCUAU
Rhagoletis pomonella (apple maggot) is the source of this 1151-nucleotide messenger RNA. RefSeq names its product lipid droplet-associated hydrolase (gene sturkopf). Gene Ontology annotation, biological process: lipid storage. The transcript is spliced from 2 exons. NCBI's taxonomy places the organism in Eukaryota, Metazoa, Arthropoda, Insecta, Diptera, Tephritidae. The coding region runs from base 10 to 942 and encodes 310 amino acids. Gene Ontology annotation, molecular function: lipase activity. Gene Ontology annotation, cellular component: lipid droplet. The record is from RefSeq and is a predicted model, not a curated record.